Molecule: messenger RNA, 870 nt
Organism: Paramecium pentaurelia
Lineage: Eukaryota; Ciliophora; Oligohymenophorea; Peniculida; Parameciidae
Source: the annotation of a GenBank genome assembly
AUGAAUUGUUAUAAAUGCUUCUUUGCUAUUGCUAAAUUUAAUCACCAUAAAGAUUACUAUGCUAUACUCAAUAUAUCCUAAACAAAUGAUUAAAAUACUAUAAAGAAGGCUUAUUAUGCUUUGGCAAAGAAAUUUCAUCCAGAUCUUAAUUAAGGAAGAGAAGAAAAGUUUAAGGAAGUCAAUGAAGCUUAUGAAGUUAUAAUUUUGAAUACUUCUAUAGAUACUUUCAGAUGAAAAUACUAAAAGAGAUUAUGAUAAUAUGAGAAAUCUUGGAUCAAAUUAAUAAAGUUAUUAACAUUCUGAGUAAUAUUAAGAUCCUCGUAGAAAUUACGCUAAUCAAUAAUAAUAAUCAUAUCGUACUAAUUAAAAUUAUAGGUAUAUGAAAAUAAUAAUAAAGUUAAAAAUGGAAUACAAGAACAGCAUAUGAAUAAGCCUUUAAAUAAGCUUCUUAAAAUUUUUACUAUUAGCAAUAAUAAUAAUAAUAAUAUUAAUAAAAGGGUCAUAGAAAUAAUUAUGAAGAAGAAAUGAGGAGAAGGGAAGAAGCUUUAAAUUAAUUUGCAUAGGAAGCUUUAUUAAGGAAAUAACGAGAACACUAAGCAAGACAAUAAUAUUAUGAAUAAGAAAAGAGAAAAAAUUAAUAUUAUAAUGAAAGGGAAAGAGAGGCAUAUGAAGAUUAUUUAAGAUAAAGAGAAUAUGAAUAAUAUUAAAGAGAAAAAUUUGUAUUAAAUAUCAUUUAAUAUUUUUUAGGAAGAAUAUUAAAAUAAAGCCAAAAAUUUUGAAGAUAGUGUUGAAAAUAUUCAAAAAAAUUGGAAUUAAAUUAAAUCAAAUGUAAGUUCCUUAUGGAAUUCUAUUAAAGGAAAGAAAGAAUGA